AUGGGCUACGCUCGGGCCGCAGCGGCGCCGCCGAGGCUCCCGAGGGAAAUCACGGCCGCGUCUGGCGCUCAUCAGUACGUGCCGCGAGAGUGUGUGCGUGAAAGUGCCGGUAUAAAGGUGGCCGCGGCGGCGGGUGGCGCGACCCGGCCACGGCGUUUCGCAGCGGCAGCAGCAGCCACCAGUGUCCGAGGUGCCGGCACUGCACAGAGCGUCCAGUCGCAGCCGCUGCAGCAGUCGUCGACUACAGCUGCCAUGGAGCCUCGCCAGCAGUGGAGUGUCGUAUAUGGGGGAGCCCUCCUCCUGUGCAGCAUCUGCAGCAGUGGUGCCGUUGGCGCUCUGCAACCAGGCAACAAGGUGCAGCCUACAACCAGGGACGUCCUUACACCAGCUAGUCCCACGAGUGACGCUGAACUCCAAUCCAGCAAAGAAGGGGCGGUUCGCAGUAAUGAUGUGAGUGCUACUAAAGGAGCCCCAGUAGUGAUGGUGUCCCCGGAUGACUUCAGACCCGCAGCUGAGGGUCCCUCUACUGGAGACACUGUGCGAAACGCGAGACUGUUGACUGCCGAAGACAUAGCGGGGAAGGAACUGGAGUACCUGCCCGUGCCAGACUCGGACGUGUUCGUUCUGCAGAUGGCCGACAUAGUGCCGCAGUCCAGCGUCCGGCCCGUCACGGAACCACCGCCCACGACCAGUGACAAGGUGCGGGAGGCGACAGUGGCGGCGGCGACGAUGGCGACGAAGAUAGCGACGAUGGCGACGAAUAUAGCGACCACGGCGAAGGUGACGACAACGCAGGCAGUGCCUGUAAAACUGCUGAGGCCUGAGCAAGUGGAGCUGCGGCAGCCACAGCCACAGUUGCAGCCAACACUGCCGCAGCAGUUAUUGCAGGUGCACGCCAUGGCAGCUGCAAAGGCAGCGACUACGACACAGGCAGCGCCUGUAAAACUGCUGAGACUUAAGCAGGUGGAGCCGCGGCAGCCACAGCCACAGCUUCAGCCAAUGCUGCCGCACCAGCCAUUGCACGCGCAGACAGUGGCAGCCGCAACGGUAUCGACAACACUGCCACCCGUGGCGCCCCAGGGUCCACUACUGAUCCGUGUACGGGAGGAGAAGCAGUACAAGCCACAGCCACGGCCACCGCAGCAGCGCCUGCGGCCGCAGGCCUCGGCGGUCCCCAAGGUGCAGACGGACAAGCGCAGCAACAGCAAGCGGUCGCCGCUUCUGGAGCAGCUCAAGAAGGAGGCGGUCGCCGACGAGGACGUGGUCGCGCUGCUGCCCAGGGGCUUCCAGCUGCCGAUCCCCACGGAGGAAGACGCGCAGGAAGCGGAGGGGGGCGACAACGGCCUGGCGGUGGCGCUGGGCCACCGAGCGGAGCUGCCGGCCAGCGAAUACGCCCAGGUUGGACAGGACGGUGGAGGAGAGUACCAGUUUUCGUACUCGGUGCGCGACGAGGAGCGCGGCACGUUCUUCGGGCAGUCGGAGAGCCGCUCCUCCGGCAGGACGACGGGCCGCUACUGGCAGCGGCUGCCCGACGGCCGCCACCAGGCCGUGUCCUACUGGGCCGAUGACGUCACCGGCUACCGCGCCCACGUCAAGUACUCGGACCAGCCCGAGGACCAGUGACGUCACGGCGCUGCCGUCCCAGAAUCGCAGCCAGCCGCGCGACCCGCCACUGCGCGCUUCCGUUAUAGUGGAGCGGUCACCGCUGACGUAAGACCAGUGUGCAGUCGCUGGCUCGACGGCCCCAUCUAACGCAGCUGGCGGCCAACGGUUACCAGUCAACAGCGGCACGGUCCUAAGUGACUCUCUCCUACUGCCUCCUGUAUUUAACAAACCAAACAGCGACUGUCUGACAGAGAAUUGAAGAAAUAUAUGGCACCGGUAAACAGGACAAGUUAGGUAUAACUCGUUCAGCGUCGAGUGAACUGGGAAAAACUCCGUCGGGUGCGCGUAGAGGUGGUCCAAAUCGUCAGAUUCAGGAGUGUGCUGCUACCACAGAUUUAAACCAAUACAUCAGAAUACUUCGCUUCGCAUUACUAUAAACUAUGUACUUCUUAGAACAACAAACUAAUCUUUUAGGGGCUCUCCAAAGUGACGAGCGCCUAUCUCGAUGUUUGCAUGGCAGUAUAAACGACGGUACUGCACUCCGGGUUCAAAAUCAUUCGAUCCCACUGCUAGCACAUGUUGUUCAUUACAGCAGCGUAAUACUCAAUGCAUACUUGCACUCUUCCAAGAUUACAAUUUACCCCUAAGUUGAAAGGUCUGUAUUGAUCAUCUCCCACACGAUAUCACAUCAUUUCUUCAAAAUCUACUUUUCGGACAUUUCUUUGUCGACAGACUCGGUCAGCUCUCUCAAGUUUGUAACUAUGUUUAGAAAUUUUUUCCAGCUAAAACCAACCCUCAAAGUAACUUUAUGUAUGUUCUUCAUUGAGCCGUCAUAGCUCUCAAUACUUCAAUGUUUAUGUAACACGAAAUCUCAGCUGCUGUUACGAAAUUUCCUAGUUUCCACAGUCGGCGACGUACAUCGAACAUUUCCAGGAUACAUGCACUUUGUCGAGUGUUAUUCUACAUAUGAAACAGUUUCAGUAUUAUAUGUGUGGUGUCACCGCCAGACACCACACUUGCUAGGUGGUAGCCUUUAAAUCGGCCUCGGUCCGGUAGUAUACAUCGGACCCGCGUGUCGCCACUAUCAGUGAUUGCAGACCGAGCGCCGCCACACGGCAGGUCUAGAGAGACUUCCUAGCACUCGCCCCAGUUGUACAGCCGACAUUGCUAGCGAUGGUUCACUGACAAAUUACGCUCUCAUUUGCCGAGACGAUAGUUAGCAUAGCCUUCAGCUACGUUAUUUGCUAAAACCUAGCAAGGCGCCAUGAUCGGUUUCUAUUGAUAUUGUAAAUCAUGUUCCAUCAAUAGCGACGUUCGUCAUUAAUGGAUUAAAGUUAAGUAUUCCACCAGCUACGCCCGUUUUUCUCAAUUCUAAUUCCCUUGUCAUGUUCCAGACCUCACGCAAGCCUGCGUGAGCUAAAACGCGUGCAUUUCGGCCUCCUGUAGUAACACGGUGUUGGCUCUCCUGCCAACCACAACAAUAUGUCCCAAAGCACUCGGCAAACUCUUAGGUGCCUGUGCCCUGGGCAUGUUCAGUGAACGUCACCAACCGUGGAAACUAGAAAAUUUCUUGAAAGUACCUCAGAUGGUGUUCUACGUGCACCUUGAAGGAUGAUGCGUGCUACUAAUCGUUUCUCUAACCACUCGAUACUGCUUUCCAAGUGCUGCAUCCUGCAGCACUAUGCAUUACACCAUAUUUUUGCAAUUUCUUGUAACGACUAAUGCCCCAUCUUCCAUCUCCAGCCUUGAAGCAUAACCAGUGAUAAUUCCACCCAUUAAAACUUAGAAGAUGGUACCAUCAGUGUGAAGCAAUGGUAGUUAUUUAUUAUGAAACAUAAGCAGUUUAAACGGACAACACAAAUGCGUUCGUCAUUACAGACUUCAUACAGCCUCAAGUUCUCAUACCUGAAGAUUGGUUCCUAAUUUCAAAGUGCUCAGGUGUUCGUCCUUUACCGUCUGUGCAUAUUUGACCCUAAUCGUUUAUAGUACACUGAAUAUCGGCUGUUCCUAAAUUUUUAUUAAGAAACCAUGGUUGAUAACGAUCUGUAGAAGAACACACUUAUAAAGAUGAACUGAUUGUGCUUUCCAGGAAAAAUCACGUAAAUCGAUGAUUCCUUUCUUCAGCGUCUGUGAGACGGAAGAAAGAAAAUAGUUUACACAAAAUCUGGGACUUAUUACUUUGUUAAAUGACUAACUAGUGUAAGAACAAUGCACCAUCCUAACACACACACACAGAACAUUUAGUUUUCACCUGUAAUAUCUCACUCCACAAUUGUGCCUUUCUGUUACCACAAUAAGAGUUAGCAUUGCUCACAUUAGUUAAAUGGCGUCAAACAGAUUUACUAUAACAACAACAUUAAUUUACUAUUCCUUCAACUUCCAGCAACAUCGGAAUUAUGAAAUGCGUUCCUUCGUUUGUUUACUCAGACACUUGCUACGCGCCCUACUUAUGGAUGUAAUUAAUGUAGAAACGCCCCGAAAUUUUUAAGUAUUAGACGUUAGUCUAAUUUGUGGUUUCUGAGACUUUGUAAAGCUAUAUAGUUUAAAGUUGCAAGAAGAUAAUGUUUCUUUGCGGAAUUACGAAGUGGAUUGACAUCUGACACCUUGACAGAUUUUUUUUCUUUGUACCGUUAAGUUUUACUGGUAAGACAGUUAUUCAAAGGCACAGCAAUAUUAUUUUGUCUCAUCAACCCAUUAUGUUAACAAUGCUUGUAGUUCUAAUUCAAAUUCUUAAUCAGUUUACAUAUUCGAAUGAGAUAUUUUAUUCUGUAAUCUCUGGCAAGAUGAUUGAUGUGUGCAAAAUAUUCUCAAUUGUAAGCGCUUAUUAUCUAGGUACCAAAUAUCAGUAAGAAACCAAUAAAAGUUUAUUGUUUUUUU
Molecule: messenger RNA, 4482 nt
Organism: Schistocerca gregaria
Lineage: Eukaryota; Metazoa; Arthropoda; Insecta; Orthoptera; Acrididae
Exons: 4
Coding region: 1-1623 (540 amino acids)
Cellular component (GO): extracellular matrix
Source: RefSeq, a predicted model, not a curated record